This is a messenger RNA of Sinocyclocheilus anshuiensis, 1529 nucleotides long. RefSeq names its product deoxynucleotidyltransferase, terminal (gene dntt). The transcript has 11 exons. Gene Ontology annotation, biological process: double-strand break repair via nonhomologous end joining. Gene Ontology annotation, molecular function: DNA binding; DNA-directed DNA polymerase activity; DNA nucleotidylexotransferase activity. NCBI's taxonomy places the organism in Eukaryota, Metazoa, Chordata, Actinopteri, Cypriniformes, Cyprinidae. Bases 51 to 1529 code for a protein of 492 amino acids. The record is from RefSeq and is a predicted model, not a curated record. Gene Ontology annotation, cellular component: nucleus.
CAUGCAACUGUGAAGAAUAUGCGACAGAAGCCCCAGGCCCUGGUUCAGAGAUGUUUCCGACAGCUCUUCUUACUCGAAAGCGUCGGCGGCCUGAAGUUGCCUUCGUUGGGGGUCGCGAGGAGGUGAAGUUCAGGGAUGUGAGACUGUUCCUGGUGGAGAGGAGGAUGGGAAAAAGCAGAAGGAAUUUUCUGUCUAAUCUCGCCAGAUCUAAGGGCUUCUGCGUAGACGACGCUCUCAGCGCUGAUGUGACGCACGUCGUGUCGGAGGGGAACGCGGCGCAGGAGCUGUGGAGCUGGCUCGAGGAGCAGGGCUUUAGAGAGACUCAUGAUAAACACGUGCUGCACAUCAGCUGGUUUACUGAGAGCAUGAGUGCAGGCCGGCCCGUGCCUGUGGAAAUCAGACAUUACAUACAAAAUCCCACUGUGGAUCAGAGGUCGUGUGCGCAUCCGUCAGCCAAACCUGAGUCUGCUGUGUCUCCGUACGCUUGCCAGAGACGAACGACAUUGGAUAACCACAAUAAGAUCUUUACAGAUGCGUUGGAGGUGCUGGCGGAGAACAUGGAGCUCUGUGGGAAUCAGGGGCCGAGCCUGGCCUUCAGAAGAGCUGCAUCCGUGCUCAAGAGCCUCCCUGCUGCCCUGAGAUGCCCGGAGGAGACGCAGCAUCUGCCCUGCCUGGGAGAACAUAGCAGGGCCAUCAUAGAGGAGAUCUCUGAAUGCGGCUCUUCCUCCAGAGUUGAGGAGAUACUGAAUGAUGAGAGGUAUCGGACUAUGAAGUUGUUCAGCAGUGUCUUCGGGGUCGGACCCAAAACGGCUGAGAACUGGUUCUGUAGAGGACUGCGGACAUUUGAACAGGUCCUGAGCGAACCCAGCAUCAGACUGAACCGCAUGCAGACCGCAGAUGCUCUCCAUUCUGUUGUUUUUGCUGCCCUUGGUCCUUCGGGCUCGCCGAUGGUGAUGAGAAUUAUGGGAAGAGAGGCACUCGACUGCUUUAAAACCUACAUGGGCUCAUCUCGACAUGUCACGCUUCAGAUCAGAUUUCUGAUGGUUUGUGUGCUUUGUAAGGAAAGGGGGAAGGAGUUCGGUCACGAUGUGGACUUCAUCAUUAAAACAACUGAGGCCGGACAGGAGGACGUGAUUCUGCCCGCCGUGAUCAAGCGAUUCAAAAGCCAGAACAUCCUGCUGUACUCAGACCUCCAGGAGUCGACCUUCGACCUGCGGAAGCUGCCGACUCACUGCUUUGAGGCCAUGGAUCAUUUCAGCAAGUGUUUCCUGAUCAUAAAGCUGAAGCGCGAGCAGGAGACGGAUGCGAGAGCGGGAAAGGACUGGAAAGCGGUGCGUGUGGAUCUGGUGGCUCCGCCGCUGGAGCGCUUCGCUUACGCCCUGCUGGGAUGGACAGGAUCCACGCUGUUUGAAAGAGACCUGAGACGGUUCGCCAGAUUGGAGCGAGGAAAACUGCUGGACACUAUCUUUGAGCUGUACUUCCAUGACAUGAAAAAGCUGGGAAUUGUUGAAUAUGGAGGCCGUAUUUAG